AUGAAUGGGCAGAAAAAUGGCGUGCCGUUGGCCGCCCAGGAGGGAUGGGCCAACCAGGAGGGUUGGGGCAGCGAGCUGGGCCGGAUAUCGCCCGAACCAGGCUUUACGCCACUUAAUUUGGAACCUAGCAGCGCGCCCGUGCCCCGCAACAUGCAAGCCCCCGUCCACCCCUCCACCGCUAGCUCGCCGGUGCUGGGCCGCGCAACAAGCAGCAAGAAGUGCCUCCUGCUGGCUUGCUUUGCCGCGGUAGCCACCAUCGCAUUGGGAGUAGGCCUCGGCGUCGGCCUCUCCGGCAGCGACAGCAGCACCAGCACCAGCAGCGGCGGCGGCGGCAGCAGCGGCAACGGCGGCGGCAGCAGCGAGGCAACGACAGCCACGGUCUACGGCGCGACGCUGUCGUCGGAGUGCCAAGAGAUGGCCACAAUCAACUACUGGGAAGUGGUGGACAUCACAGAGUACGACCUGAGCCUGAAGCUGACGGAAGAGAUGUUUCAGUACAACGCCAGCACCGGCGCCGCGCCCAUGACGUUUGCGGGCAAGGCCACGUUGCUGUUCCGCGUGCAGCAGCAGGCAGCGGGCUGCGUGGUGCUCAACGCCCGCAACCUCACCUUCCGCAGCAUCGCGCUGCAGGCGCAGCUGCCCGACGGCUCCCUCUCCCCGGCCGCACCCCUUUGCAACGCCACCGGCGGCGGCUGCGACGCGGGCGGCGCCGUCGUGUCGCCCACCUUCCAGCGCCGCGCCAGCAGCAGUGCCGAGAUGCCGCUGUCCACCGGGGACACCGACCUCGUUGCCAUCAGCCUGGGGGGCACGGUGGUUGAGCCCGGCACGGUGGCGGCGCUGGUUUUUGAGUACACGGGAGUGCUUGGGGCGUGGCCCACCGGCACGCUGGGCCUCUACCGCUCCGCGCCCUUCCCCACCGCUGACGGCGACGGGCUGGAAGUGAUGGUGGUGACGCAGGGGGAGACGACGGGGGCGCGCCAGAUGCUGCCGUGCUACGACCAGCCCGCGCGCAAGGCGGUGUUUGAGGUCACGCUGCAGGUGCCCUCCAAGACGCCCGCCGGCACCGAUAUGGUGGCCCUGUCUAACAUGCCCGCCAGAAACAAGCUGGGGGGCAGCAGCGACGCGAUCCACAUCUACGAGUUUGAGCCCACCCCGGUCAUGUCCCCCUACCUGCUGGCCGUCGCCGCCGGCGACCUGGUGCAGUACAAGCAGGCCGGCGGCGGCAACGCCACCGGCGCCGCCGCCGGCCUGCCCGAGCUGCGCUUCUGGGCGGCGCCGGGGCUGGAGGGGCAGCUGGCGGAGGCAGCACAGGUGGUGCCGCUGGCGUUCCAGUUCUAUUCGGCCUACUUCGAAAACGUCUCCCAACCCGCCGAGCUCACCAAGUACGAUUUGGUGGCGGUGCCGGGGAGGCAGGGAGCCAUGGAGAACUGGGGGCUGAUGCUGUUUGACGAGAACCGGUUCCUGUAUGACAAGGACUGGGAGGGCGCCUACGGCCGCAAGCUGCUUGUGCUGGUGGUCUGCCACGAGGUGGCGCACCAAUGGGUCGGCAACCUGGCCACCAAGCAGGACUGGGCCAUGCUGUCGGUGGAUGAGGGGCUGGCAACCUUCCUCGAGUACAAGCCCCUGUACCCCAUCAUCCGUGUGGACGAGAACUCCACAGGCAACGGCUAUGUGGUGAGCUGGAACCCCGACCCGCCCAACCCGCCCCAGCUGCUGGCAGAUGAUCCCACCAACGCGACUCUGCUGAGCAUGUGGAACUACAACGAGACGCUGUACUCGCUGGGGGGCACCUCCCGACCCUUCUGCUCCUUUGAGAUCAGCCAGGAGCUGGCGGGGCAGCUCGGGGUGGCCGACCUGGCCAGCAGGGUGAGCGGCGGCGAGCGGCGGCCGCGGCUGGCGCCACAUCUGCAAGCGCCGUGCAGCUUCCCCGAGGGCCAGCGCUACUUCCCCCUCGCCGUCGCCAUGGACAACCUGACCUCCUGCUCCCGGGAGGGCAACCACGCGGGACGCUGGGCCGCCCGGUUUGGGGAGCUCAUCCAGACCCCCACCUGGGUCGACAGCCAGCAGGGCGCCAGGCUGAUGCGAUCGGUCUACAAUGAGUCCCACUUUUCAGCGCUGCUGGGAGUGAUGGCAGACAUGACAGACAUCUGCGAGACAGACGCGGAGAGCAACACCACCUGCUGCACGCGGCAGGGCGACUUGCUGGAGGGCGCCGCCGUGCUGAGCGAUGCUCUGGCGCUGGCCAUGACGGGACACUCGCAGCCGGUGGCAGCCGGCGUCACGGGCGUGACGGUGCUGCAGGCGGUGGAGGCGGCGGUCAAGGAUGGCGGCGCGCCGCGGGACGGACAGUGGCAGUACCUGAUUGGGCGCGCCGCCCUAGACUCGCUGUUCCAGAUAAAGCGCUACGCUGGCUGGGUGGCCAAGGAGCAGCCAGAGUGCUCGUCUGAUUUUGGCGAGUACAUCCGAGCGGUUACGAAGAACAUGGCAGCCGCCCUGAGCGCCGAGUGGCUGCAGACCAGCGUGGAGUCAAACGACACGCUGAAGCAGCUGAUCGGGCCGCGCAUGCUGUGGCCGCUGGCCCUGGUGGAGGCGCAGCCGCUGACGCUGUACAUGUGCGAGGAGUUCACGCUGACCCCGCUGUGGAUGCGCCUGCUGGAUGUGCUUGCGGGCGGGCCGGGCGACACGGGGCUGCAGCUGCAGCCCGGCGGCGCCGCGGGCGACACUCCCGAGGUCUCGGCCGACCUGCUGCCGGCGCUGUACAUGAUAGGAGGCGCGCUGCCUGCGUCCUGCAACGCCAGCUUGCUGGAGGGGGAGGGGAUACCCGACGGUACCGCGCUCGCCGACCUGGCAGUACCGCUGCUGCAAGCCAUGCAGCGCUGCUACCUCACCGACCCGUCCAACGCCGAGGCGCAGCGCUGCCUGUAUGCCAUGCCCUUUGCGGCCUCGCUGGCGGAAACAGAUGACUUCCAGGCGCAGCCGCAGGGGUCGGUGGCGGUGGCGGCGAUGUGGAAGCGCACGCUGCCCUGGCUGCUGGCCACCACCAAUGUGUCGGGCUGCGGCGAGUUUGCCUCCGACCCCACGCUGUAUGCGCGGUGCAUGCGCCGCGCCGCCGACCUGACGCCCGAGCUGUCUGCGCUUGCCAACACGCUCACCCGCGUCAGCAGCGCUCACUACGCCGCCUUUGUGCAGUUCCUGGAAGAGAGCUGGAGCCCCCAGGCCGGCACCUCCCUGUGCGGCCUGCUGUCCAGCACUGUGCCGCCUAUGAGCCCCAAAACGUACGACCAGCUGAUCGCCCUGCUCACGGCUGGGCCCGCCAAGGACUGCCAGGCUGGCUACAAGUUGCGGACUGCCGGCAUGGCGGAGCAGAUGAAGGAGGUGUAUGAGGCGCAUGCGGCAGAUGCCUGCCAGUAUGUGGCGCAGCAGCUGGAGGCCUGGGCAGACGAGGCAGGUGGCACGUGA
This is a messenger RNA of Chlorella variabilis, 3459 nucleotides long. RefSeq lists its product as hypothetical. Gene Ontology annotation, molecular function: zinc ion binding; peptide binding; metalloaminopeptidase activity. The transcript has 17 exons. Gene Ontology annotation, cellular component: cytoplasm. NCBI's taxonomy places the organism in Eukaryota, Viridiplantae, Chlorophyta, Trebouxiophyceae, Chlorellales, Chlorellaceae. The record is from RefSeq and is a predicted model, not a curated record. Bases 1 to 3459 code for a protein of 1152 amino acids. Gene Ontology annotation, biological process: proteolysis; peptide catabolic process.